UUUGAUUAUAGUCGAUGGACUGUCUUGGAGCAAUAGGCAGCCAUAUUGCAAACCUCUGCGUGCUGCAUGUUUGCAGGUGCUCGAUAAUAAUGGUUUACCGAGGGAGAGGAAGAGGAAGAGGGAGAGGGUUUCCAAGAGGAGGACCAGGUGGACCAAGGGGUUCUUUUCGAGGCAGAGGUCGCGGUUAUCAAGAAAAAUCCCCAUCCCCGGACAAACGAUCUGCCGCUGGCAGCAGAGGAAGCAGUGCGAAGUCUCCGGCAGAAUACGAGGACAACUUGAGAAGUGAAAGCAGGGCACGUGCACGUGCUCCUCCGCCAACAGAUGAAGGGUUGCGUAUCACUGUUACCAAUGAACGAAUCGAUAAAGAUGCCGAGUCGCGGGAUGGCGGUAGACACGACUCUCGGGAGAGGGAAAGACAGCCCAGAGAGCGAGGUCAAAGAGGUCACCAUGAGUCUGACCAAUCGAACAGAGGACGCUCCAGGUCCCCGUUAACAGGGCGCAAGACUGUCGAGGAGAGACUCGGACCGUCUGUGAACAGUCCAGUGGCACUUCCAGUCGGAGGAGAAUCUAUACGCAUCACAGUUGGCAAUGAAAAAUACAUGGAGAGAGCUAAAGAGGAUGCUGUGAGCCGGUUAGGCCCUCCUGUAGAUAGAUCACCUAGGGGACCAGACCCAAGGUCAAGCAGAGAUCUGUAUGAAGUGAAAGAAAGUGAAUACAGAUCAAGUUCUAGAGGAAGGGAUAAAGAGUAUGACAGAGAGCGCCCUAGCGAGAAGUAUGGGGAGAGAGACAGAGAACAUUCCAAAGAUAGAGACUUCAGGGUACGUGGACAUUCAAGAGAUAAAGAAGACAGGUACUUGGAUGAUCGUGACAUGCAUUUGCGCAGGGGCUACUAUGAUCGCGAUGAACGGCAUAGGAAACAGUCUCCAGCAAGAGAAACAGAUGAUCGUGAUAGAAGGGACAAAGAUUAUAGAGACCCUACUCAAAGGUAUGCGUUGCAGUCUGGCCCUCAACCCACUAGUAUGUCAAGAUCCUCUCUGCCAGACAUGGGAGCCUCGGACUAUGGUGUCAGGAAUCCAGAAUACCAACGCCAGUUACCAGAUGAUCGUUAUUCAGCAGCAGGGCCCUCUCCAAGUGCAAGGGUGUUACCGCCUGGUAUGAGGAUAAAAAGUCGCAGUUCAUCUUCUUCUAAUUUACCUGGCAGUGCUAUGAGUGCACCUGAACCCAAACCUCUUAAGUCGUGUCUGAAAAAGAAAGCGCCAGAACAGCCACCACCAGUAGUGAGUUCUGAGGGAAUAACCCAUGUGGUAGAUUAUGGACACGGACGCGCUGGUGAUGUUGAUAUGAGAGGCUUUGGUAGUGGUUCACAAAAAGAGCAAGGGCCACUGGCUGCCUUAGAAACUGUGGAAGAUGAAGAAAAAUUCCUCUAUGGUGAUGACAUAGAAGAACCCACUCCUCCCAAGAAGCCAGAGAUCCCCCCAGGGAUCACUCAUGCUAAAACAUACCCACACACGGAACCUCCUUACCAGAGUAAUGUAGGUGCGUCAUACAAGGAAAGAGAUUACUCAGGUAAUCCUUAUCAAGGUAUGGCAGCAAGCACAGGGUUUACCCAGGGUUCCACCAAUCCUUUAUAUACAGGAAAUGAUCGUUCACCAUUUUCUGCUGGUGACCCAAGUACAUUUUCAGGCAGGGAUCAUGCACAUGCACCUCAUUCUGCUCCUGAUCCCACACCUUCAGUGCACCCCAAAGAGGAAAACCCACCUCAAGACAACACUAUUGAAAACAUCCUGAAGAGCAUAGGGUUUGAUUUUGAGCUCUCUAAAAGAAUGCAGGAACUUGCCCGUAAAAGGGAAGAAGGCUCAAAGAAGCCAGAAAAGAAACCACCAGAAAGAUCAUUUGGCAUCAAGGAAUCUGCUUCUUUCUUGGGUGGCGGUCUUGAUAGUGUAGAUUUAGGUUCAGCUCUUGAAAGGAAGAAAGAACCAACAAACCUGACUUCAGUUGGAUAUCCAGAUCCAAUCAGAAAGGAUGACUCAGCAAAAUAUGCAGGAGGUAGAUAUACAGAUCAACUUGACAGAAAAGAAGAACAUGGAAAAUAUGCAAGCAGUGGAUAUUCAGAUCCAAAUAUACAGCAGCCAAGGAACACCUAUGGGGAACCUGAGUCUAGAUAUCCAAAUUAUGGUGAGGGAUAUCUGAAAGAUGAUGACCGUGAGCCCAGAGACAGAGACCUGAGGAGAUCUCUGGAAGACCGGAAUCUUCAUGAAAGAAGUCGCAGCUACAGUCCAAGUCCUGCACCUGCCAUGGAAAGUUUUGGGGAACUGUAUGGGAGUAGAAAACCUAACUAUAGAAGAGAAAGCUCUGAUGAUCGCAGCUCCAGGUCAAGCAGUAGUAGCAGCAGCAGAGAAAGAAGUCUGUCAAGAGAUAGGGAUUCACCGAAAAACAGAAGAUCAUCAAGAGACAGGAGCCCUCCCAGGAAUAGAGAGGGAAUAGAACGACAAAGAAGUGACAGCAGCUCAGGUGUGGCAGUGCCUCCAAAAGAAACGAAUACUGCCUAUGUUCCUGGCUAUCAAUAUGCAGCACCCCCACCCCCUGGAUAUGGUGCUGCUCCUCCUGUGUAUCCUGCUAUGGGAGGACCAGUGCCAUUUGGACCACCCCCUGGGUUUAGUGGACCCCCUCCACCCCCACCACACUUGCAAGGGCCUGGGUUUGGCUAUGUUCAUAACCCUCCCUGGUUUGCCGGCGGUGCUGUUGGUGGGCCGCCUCCACCAAGGUUUCCUAAUGAAUCGGAGCCUUGGGUGAGAGAGAGGGAGAGGGAGAGGCAAAAGCAAAAAAAACGAGAAGAUGAAGAAUGGCUUCAAGCUGUGGAGGAGUUUACUAGGCAGACAAGCAAGCCACGAACUGUAAUCCCACCAAAAGAUGAGAAAAAGAAGAGACGUGAUGAAAGGAGUAGAAGCAAAGAUGAAACAAGCAAAGACCAAAAAGGCAAAGAAAAGGGAAAGAAGGAUGAAAAACAGGAAGAGAAACAGAAAGUAAAAGAAAAACCCAGUGUGAAAAAAACUAAAAAGUCUCUCUCCCCUGAAGAAAGAGAAAAGUUGAUAAAGGAAAAGGAAGAAAGACAGAAAAGACUAAAGCUGCUAGAAAGUGAACUGGAACGCUUGCGUAAGCAACAAAAUGAAUUAAUGCGCAAGAAGCAACGCCAAAGAGAUGGUCACAAGGAUCCUAUUUUGGUUGAAAAUACCAAAUUACAAGAAGAAAUUGCUACCCAGAUUUCACAUCUACGGCGUUCUGUUGAAGAGAACAGUGAAGUUUUAAAUUCUGAAGGUGAUAAACAAGAAACGGAGGAAAAACGAGAGGUGAAGAUUAUAAAGGUUGAAAAGCAGGACAAAUCAGAAGAAAGAAUUGUGAAGACAAUAGAAAUAAAGCCCAAAAAGGAGAAAAAGAAAAAUGAAAUCGAGGAGAAAGCAUCGAAUGUUUUCUACGAGUAUUUUGACCCUGGCAAUCAUUGGUGUCGCUUAUGUAAUCACGUAUCGCAAGAUGUGUCUGAGGUGUUUAACCAUUUAAAAUCAAAGAAGCACCAGCAGAGCAUGGAUCAGAAUGACGGACCAUGGAUGUCAGAAUCUGUUCUCAACCCUCCUGUGAGACCAAAAAGUGCAAAAGUAGAAACAGUCCCCAUGAAAGGUAUAGAGUUUCUCAUGCCUGUGGAUGCAUACUAUUGUACCUUGUGUAAAGAAUUUGCUGGUGAUGCAACUUGUACUUUUGAGGAUCAUCUGAAGUCAAACAAACACAGUGACAAGUACAAGAAAUAUCUUGAAGAGAACCCUUUUUAUGAAAGGCGUCUUGAUUUGGACCGUGCUGCUGGCACAUGUAAUGUCACAGGCAAGGGCAAUGAUAAUGAUGCUAACAAAGAUAAGGACAGCAAUUGGACUGUAGUUGAUGAUAUAAAAAGCCAGAAGCCAACAUCAAGUACCCAGGAUGAAAAUGAGAAAGAGACCCCUAAUUUUAGUUUAAAUCAAUCUGCCAAAAGGAGCUAUCGUAAAAGACCUAGGUCUCCUGAACACUCUUCAUCAGUUGACAGAGAAUCACCAGAUAGAGGCCGUUCAAGGUAUCGGAAAUCAGAUUACAAUCCAGAGAGAGAAGAGGAAAAAAGGGCAAAAUCAAGAGAUUCUUAUGAAAGGUCUGUGCAUCAAGACAGAAGAAAGGACUCUUACUCAUCGAGGGGUUAUAAAAAAGGUGACAACAGAGGCGACCCUAGCAGGUCAAGAAGCUCAAGAGAUGAUUACUAUGAAAGAAUAUUGUCUGCUUCACGCAGAGAUGAAAAAGACCAUCCAAAAAGUUCUAAUCACAAUGAUGAUUCAAAUGAAAAACCAGCUGCUAGUGGUGGUAGUUCCCAGGCAAACGAUGGACAGUCAAAAAGCAAAAUAGAAAUAAAAUUCAAAGGAAAGUUGCCUGUAAAAGAAAAUGUCUUAACACAGGUGAAGAAAAUGCCAGUUGUCACUGCCCCAAAAAAGCCAGUCCUAAUCGGAGCAAGACCCUCAGCUCUUCAGAAACAAAAGAAAGAUGGCCAUGAAGAUGACAGCUCAAAAGAGACACAGUCACUGGACAUGUUCUUGUCCAUCGAGGGCAGUGGUUCAGAAGUUAAAAAAGCAGUCCCCAUCAAGAAGGAAAAAGAACUCGAGACGGCGAUUGCCCAAGCAUGGGGUAGCAAGAGCAAGAUAACAACAGAGGACCAAAAGGAGCGGGAGGAGGACUUUAAGAUGCUGGGUAUUGAGGCAGACACCAUGACUCCAGCUGCCGUUCCUGUCCCACCACCCAUGCUGCCCUCUAGGGGAAAUAAACCACUUACUUCCAUGGCAUCGUCUAGUGUGGAAGACGUAUACAGUGUGUUCUUCGGUGAAGGAAAACAAGACAGCGGCCAAUCUAAACCUGACUCUGGGAAGGAUACUGGUGAUGAUAAUGCUAGCGUGGGGAGCGACCUUAGCCUGGAAAUGGGCAGUGACUUUGAGGUUCUAGAUGAAAUAGAUGCAGAAUAAUUCAUGAUGUCAUCAAGAACUUUUAAAGGACACAAGAUUGCACCUAAGCCUGCAAAAUUUACAUAUGCCUGUCUUUAAAUAAUGGAGCAACAUUGUGUUAUUCAUGAGUCUCCAUUGUUCUUCAAACUAGUAUCUGAACAUUUUAAAAUUGAUUUUGUAGAGUUAUUGACUAUGAUUGAUUAAAAUUGACAGAUUAAAUAACAAGAAUUUUCCAGACAAAUGUUAAAAUAAUAUUACAUUUUAUCUAUUUGGAUUUUUACCUUUUCAUUGUUGUAUCAUGUAUGUGUGUGUCAUGCAUCUAAUAGCAGUCCAGUCAUAUAUCAAAUAAAUUGCAUUUCAAUUUUAUAAGCACUUGAAGAAUAUUUUAAUAAAAAGAAAAGAAAUUUAAUGAAAACAAGAAGGACAUGCACCAUGAAGAACAGGUCUGUUACUUCAAUUCCAUCCAUUGUUGUGAGACCUCAUUUAAGCAAAAAUGAUGGAAGUGAUUUUCUGCCUUAAUUGCCUUGCUGGACAAAUUUGUCAAAACAUGAACUUCAGCGUUUGCAGAAAUAAUGAAGAUGGUGAAAAUAUUUUACGACUCUAGGAUUACCAAAGAACAUGAAGCAGACAUUGCAUCUUUUUUGCAGUAAUGCAGAGUUGCCAAUGUGACAUUAUGCAAAAUGCGAAGAUAUAUGUUCUCAUUUCUGUCUUAUUAACAGUAAGAUAACACCUGAAAAAAUUGGGAGUCUGGAGUAAUAUGAAGGAUAAAGCAACUCUGGUUAGAAUCAAGAUGAGAACAUCCUUAUUGGAAAAAUUGCAAUCACCAAGCUAUGAAAUUUGUAUUCAUUAUGUAAGCAAUUUUUGUGACAGUUUUACCUAAAAUUGCCAAAUGAGAACAUGGGUGUUUUAGUUAUAGUUAUUGUAAAGCAGUUUUAUAAAUCAAAUUGGGGAUAUUUAAAAGGCUAAAAAUAGCUUCCAGUAUGUUGGUGUAAGUCCGAAGUCUCUUGAACUGUCUAUUUAAAAACAAUGACCACUUGUGAAUAUUUGAAAGCAAUAUAAUGUUAAAUUUUGGAUAUUCAUUAGCAGCCACAAUUGGCUCAAAUGUGAAACCUAUAAUAAUCAGUUAUGUAUGUUUCAUGGAUAUAGAUAGUAAAUUAGUUAAGCAUGGGCAAUAUUGUACAAAAGUAUUCUAUGAAGUGAAUUUAUUGGUUUAAUCAAGUGAAAUAAAUUGAGGGCAGUUCAAUAAACAAGUCUGUUGUAAUUUACUCAAUUUUGGUGUGAUUAAUUAAAUUAAUUUAAAGGGCCAAUAAAAAAUCAGUAAUUGUCUAUGUAGUCCACCUAGUUUUUUCCCUGUCCAAAGUGUAAAGAAUAAUAAAUGGUAUUGCAUUUUAUCUGGCAUUGGGCCCAAGGAGCAGAAUUGACCCUUCAUGCAUUCUCUGCUUUCAGGGAUAUUGGUUCAUCAUCAAUCCCCAUUAAAUGCAAGUCCGACUUGGCAUUUCAAUCUCCGUUACCACUAUACCACUGAUUAGCCAGCAGUCUUAAAGUACAUGGCUCUCAGUCAUUCAGUUAAAUUAUUUUAUUUUGAAUAUGACUUCGGUUAUUAUUGGUCUGUUAGUUACAAGAGAAAUACAAUAUUUACCAAAGGACCUUUAUUCACUUUUAGUAAAAAUAGAUAUGUUGAUGUUACAAGUUAUUGCAUUCACAUUGACCUCUGGUACUAAAAGAAUGAACUAUACUGACAUUGCUCCAUAUUAUAAACAAUACAAAAAUGGUUAUCAUUCUGUACAUUUCUAUAUGCUCUAACAUAUACCUUUCACCAAGUUUUUGAGUAUUGAACUAUCCUACUAUCAAUAGACUAAUGUAGAGGCCAAUCAAUGUAGACUCCUUGUUCAUCAUGUGUAAAUGUUUACAUUCACAUAAAAUCUUUGUCAGUCUCAGUUGUUUUCAAAGACCUUAUUAAAAUCAAUCCUCAUUGAUAAGUUCUUUUUGUUUUCUUUUUUCUUGACACUAUACAAAACUUUUUUCCCAUGCACAAUACUAAGAUGCAAUAGAUCGACUUCAUGCAGAAUAUAUGGCCAAUGUAAAACAUUCUUGCCUGAGAUCUCGUUGAUUUUCAAACUGGAGAAUAAAGCUCCAGUUUACAUUUGAUUUAAUAACUUGUCCAACCUUUUAAAUACCUGGGUUUGCCAUCUUUGAAGUAAGAUUACAACUAAGUCAUUCCACAAAAAAAAAA
Molecule: messenger RNA, 7236 nt
Organism: Lingula anatina
Lineage: Eukaryota; Metazoa; Brachiopoda; Lingulata; Lingulida; Lingulidae
Biological process (GO): positive regulation of DNA-templated transcription; negative regulation of DNA-templated transcription
Cellular component (GO): nucleoplasm
Molecular function (GO): zinc ion binding; nucleic acid binding
Source: RefSeq, a predicted model, not a curated record